AUGGUAAACAUCAAAACUACUCUGGACGAACUAAAAUCCAUUAUCAACGACCUAAAAACCCAAGCCAACUCCACUACGGCUUGGGAUGCCACAGAUAAAACCAAUUUAGAAAAACGGCUCAACCACCUAUUAGACAAAAGUAAUCCACGACACACCAACUUAACAGUUGACCUUGACACUGACCUAAAAGACCUGGAAAAUAUUGACAAAUCAAUAGGAGCCGAGAAAAUAAGAACCGACACAGAAAUCAAAAAACUCCAAGACGAAAAAACCCAACUCCAAACCGAUAUCACGGCCAAGGAUGCUCUUAUAAAACAAAAGAAUGAGGAAAUCGGUGAUAAACUAACCUCCGACUUUAUCACCAAACUGGAAAACCUAACCAAAGAUGGAGUAAAAUUGGAUGACACCAAACUCCAAGAAUUAAAAACCAUUUUGGAAGAAUUAAAAACCAAGGGCAUUAAAUUAGAAAACAAAAUCACCAAAAAAAAUGAUGAAAUCUUUGAAUUACAAAAGGCUAACAAAAAGACAGCCGAAGAACGAGAUGACUGA
This is a messenger RNA of Racocetra persica, 549 nucleotides long. NCBI's taxonomy places the organism in Eukaryota, Fungi, Glomeromycota, Glomeromycetes, Diversisporales, Gigasporaceae. The record is from the annotation of a GenBank genome assembly.